This is a messenger RNA of Enterobius vermicularis (human pinworm), 603 nucleotides long. Lineage: Eukaryota; Metazoa; Nematoda; Chromadorea; Rhabditida; Oxyuridae. The record is from the annotation of a GenBank genome assembly.
AUGGACGUUGUUCGACUAACCGAUCUAGCGCUGCGGAGAAUCAUCAAAAUGGCCAAAGAACUGUCAUACUUCAGCGAACUUUCGCAAGACGAUCAAAUUGCACUACUUAAAGGUUCCGGAAUUGAACUAUUAAUACUUCGAGGCGUCAUGGUUUUCAACCCCUCUCAAGACGUUUGGGAUCAUAUAAUCACAAGAGGUCAAAACGGUAUGCGAAUAAAAUUGGAUAUACUCAAACGAGCCAAAGAAAAUCAGCAUUACGAGGAACAUAAAAAAUUUCUUCAAACAUUCAACGAACGCUGGCGCCAAAACGAAAAUGUAAUGCUGCUACUGAGUGCCAUUGUGCUAUUCCGCCCCGACAGGCCCAAUGUGAGGGACUUUCAAACUGUAUCACGCAACCAGCAACAGUACUACUCUUUGCUCAAAAGAUAUCUACAACUACAGUGCUCCAGCGACGUCGAAGCAGAACAAGCAUAUGACAUGCUACUAAGGAAGCUCAUAGAUCUGCACCAACUCAGUCAAGGCGUGAUGCGAAUUUACUAUGACUUGAACGUCAAUGAAAUGGACCCCUUGCUACUAGAAUUAUUCGACAUAACAAAACGCUAA